AUGGAGGUGGUCACGGGUGUCAUGAGAAGCCUGCUCCCCAAACUUGGUGAGCUGCUCAUGGAUGAGUACAACCUUCACAAGCGCGUCAAGAAAGACAUCCGCUUCCUCUCCAGGGAGCUAGAGAGCAUGCACGCUGCCCUCCUCAAGGUUGGUGAGGUGCCACGGGACCAGCUCGACAAACAAGUGAAGCUCUGGGCCGAUGAGGUCAGGGAGCUCUCCUACAACAUGGAGGAUGUUGUCGACAAGUUCCUCGUACGUGUUGUUAGCAAUGACAUUGGUGCCAACUCAGAUGGUUUUGUGAGGCUCAAGAAGAAGAUGGUUAGCUUGUUCAGGAAGGGCAAGAAUCACCAUCGGAUUGCCGACGCGAUAAAGGAUAUCAAAGAGCAAAUCCAGGAGGUGGCUGCUCGGCGUGACAGGAACAAGGUUGAUGGUAUUUCGCUUAAGCAUACAGGGGCAGCAACUAUUGAUCCUCGCGUCCAGGCUCUGUACACUGACAUGACAAAGCUUGUGGGCAUAUAUGGGAAUAGAGAUCAAGAGCUCAUAAAAAUGCUCUCAUUAGGGGAUGAUGACGUCUCUAAGAAGAAACACAAGAUAGUACUCUCAAUUGUUGGGUUUGGAGGAUUGGGCAAGACUACUCUCGCCAAAGCAGUCUACAACAAAAUCAAAGGGGGUUUUCAUCGGCGGGCUUUUGUUUCGGUGGGUCGAAAUGCCAAUGUGAAGAAGGUUUUCAGAGACAUCCUCAUUGAUCUUGGCAAGUCUAACUCAAAGAUCCUGACAUUAGAUGAAAGACAGCUUAUUGACGAGAUUCUGAAAUGCUUCAAGAACAAGAGGUACCUUGUUGUAAUAGAUGAUAUAUGGGAUACAAAUCUAUGGGAAAAGUAG
Messenger RNA from Triticum turgidum subsp. durum (durum wheat), 882 nucleotides. The record is from the annotation of a GenBank genome assembly. NCBI's taxonomy places the organism in Eukaryota, Viridiplantae, Streptophyta, Magnoliopsida, Poales, Poaceae.